UUGAGCGGCUUCUUACGUGCCAUAUAACGAUCGAUAAAAAAUUCCUUCGCUUUUCAUACCAACUGCGUUUUCCAUAGACAUUUACAUAUCGAUGCAGAUGUGUUUAAAGAUGAAUUUAUAAUCAGAUGACGUUUUUUAAAAUUGAGGCUAUAGAAAUAAAAUCGAAGGAAAUUCUUAGCAUUCUGAUUGUCAUAAUUAAUUGUUUAUCGUCAAAAAAGUGUUUAUUGUCUUCCAAAAGUAUAGAAAGAAUCUGACAUUGAUGAAAUGGUUAAUUGACUGCUAUUUCUAUUGUUAAAUUUGUUUUGUCACUUUAUUGUCGAACUAUAACAGAAAACAAUCUACAAUAAUCAAUCUACAAGAAAAACAGAAAGCUAAAAUCUUUCAGACAACCCAUUACCAGCUAUCUGCUAACCGUAAUUGCAUCUAGGAGAGAGAAAAGAAGCUACCUUGAGCAGAACAAAACACAAAUUAUGACCACCGACUUCAUUCUUAGCAAAGAUUAAAUGUGUUUUACAUUUACGUCAGUUAAAUUCUGCUCAUCACACGCAAUUAGCGAGGAAACAACUGCGAAAAACCGUCUGUUUUUUUUUCGAAACAUUUCACUUCAGGGAAAAAAUAUUGACCGAUUGGCUAGUAAAAACGUCGCUCUGAACAGUUUUAUAACGACAGAUUUGAAGAUUUGCGGAAUUAGAAAAGGAAAUAACGAAUAACAUGAGGUUUGAAAAGCCUUCUUCUUUUUAGUGGUUAAUAGUCUAAUUGGGGACAAUUUUGAUAGAAUGGACUUCUAAAGUUUAAACUUAGAACCUUAUUUUUUACACAUUUUGAAUCAAUUUUGAUACCUUCAUUAUGAUCGAGUAUAUUAUUAUCUAAUAUAGCUGUUUUAUUUGAAACCCAAUUUUCCUGAAAAUGUAUUGAAAAGGCCAGUAUUUUGCAUUGGGUACGAUCCUUAUUGAUUUAAAAGUGACUUGCAAAAAGAACAAUCAAUAUAUACCCUAUUUUGUUGACUUUGUUAUUGAUUGUUACCUGAAAAUUUCUAUUAAAACCGAAGGAAACCUGGACUAUCUACAGGAAAGGAGAGAGAUAAAGAGAAAGAAUGUGAGGGUAAAAAUCGAGACAGGAAGCUUCAAUUUUUCGACUGCCCCGCCGCUGAAAAGAAACAUUUGUGGCUGCAAAAAUGUUCAAACAGUCAGAUCAACUUACAAAAUCAGAUGGAAAUUGGUGGAAUGUGGCGGCACCCAAAUCCUUUCUUCAAAGAGGGGUCAACAUGCUGUCUGACUUUGUUGCCACUCCCGCUGUGACCGAAAACUCCGCCCAAAGCCCCGCCCAAAACGCCAACGUCAUUAAUGAAAACGAAAAUAGACUCGAUGAAUUCGAGAGCUCAGCUGAAAACGCAGACAAAAAAGCCGGAAUUACAAGUUCAAGUUCGGAACAAAAAAAUCAGACCAAUAAAGCGAAUCAGACGAGCACGGGAAAAGACAGCGUUAAGUCGUUCCCUCUGAGCGCUAUAGUAGACGCUGGUUCAUCAACCGCUGGAUCAUCAUCUGAAGCUGCGAAUAUUUCUCUGAAUUACACACCUGACCAGAUUGAAGAAGAAAAUCAGGAAAACUCAACGUUUGUGGAAACAGAAAAAAGUGUUUUUUCGCCUUCUGUCGCUGACAUUGACCUAUCAGCUUUGCCUCACGGAACUGAAGUGCAUUUAAACGAUGAAUUCGAAUUUCCAGGUUACGCUUUUGUCGAAACUGAAGAAUGCUCAGUUGGCCUAAAUGAAAAUUAUGGAUUAAAUAAUUGGCGUGAAUCAGAUCGAAAUAUUCCCACAAUUGUGAACUCAAGUUAUUACGAGGAGCAAACGGAAUCGAAUCUUAAUGAAAACGAAGGAUUCGACGAAGAUUCUUACGAAGAUUUUUACGGCGAAGCGCAAGUUGAAUUCGACGCUAGUUUUUAUGAAAACCCUGCAAACUAUGCCAAUGUUUCUACUUUCAUGUACCCUGAUUAUUUUGGAUACCAUUACGAACCAUUCGAAACAAGUACAUCGCAGCCUAUCAAAUCAAAUCACCCGUUAACGAAAUGUUUCUCGAUUCCCGAAGAACCCGCAAGCCCUGGCUAUGAAAUGAGUCAUGCUCGCCUAAAUGCUUCGGAAGUUUCUGAAAACAACGGAAGCGCAGAAACAUCUGAUAUGAGCCAAGUAAACCCAAAUCCACCCACAAACUCUGCUGAUCGUAAACUACACACAUUGCAAAAUUCGACAUCAACUGAUAGUUUAAACGUGUAUAAAAGCUACUUAGAAUCGGUGGCCAAAGGUUUGAAAAGAAUCGACGACGAAAAUGACGACUGUCCUGAAACGUGUAUCUUAGACGAUGACGAAGAAGAGGACUUGUACGAGAAUCUUCAUCUACCACAAGCUUCAGAAUUAUCAAAGAAAGAUGAAAUCAAAACAGACGUGGCACCGGAAACCUCUUUGACGGGAACUAACGAUCCCAAAACUUCCUUUGUACCAGAUGAUAUCGGAUCUCUGGAAGCGGAGUCAUGGAUACAAGACCUUCCAGAUCUUCCAACAAUUUCUGGAUAUCGUGAUGAAGAUCGAAGCAUUUUGGAACCUGACGUUGAAUUAAACUACGAUCAAAACAGAUUUCAAGAGUCUGGCCAUUUCGAAUCCUAUAGUGCUUAUCAAAAUGAUUACGAAGAAGAUCCUUUCAAAAUAGUUUACGACGACUAUGAGCCAGAAAUUGAAGCGCUGUGUGAACAAACCGAAGAGGAGAGUGAAAUAAAUCCUUCUGUUGAUAUGGAGGUGGAAAAAGUUAGGAAUGCCGAGGCGUGUUUGACAGCUGCUUACGGUGUUUUGGCGCAGCUGCAAGGACUGGAAUCUGAAUUGGAGACCGACAUUGUAGAAGACGACUUCAAUGCAAAUUUUCCAGAAGCAAGCCUAGACAAACAACCGGAGCUUGAAAUCAGGAGUAGUCAUCCAAAAACAUUUCAAGGCGAAGGAUUUGAGGCUGGGUUGGAAAAUGUGGCAGAAAGUGGUUUUGGGGGAGAGAGGGGGGAUGGGUUAGAAGAGAAAGUGGGAUCGAAUAAAAACAUCAAUUCUGGUUGCAUUACCGCCACACAUACCAACUACAGCCACCCUGACGAAAAUAAUUCAGAUGCAAAUCUAUCGGCUUACGGAGAUUGUAAAAAUGAGCAGAGCAGUAAAGACGCAAAUAAAAGCUUCCUAAAUAGAAGUAAUGAAAAUUUCGAUUCAAUUCACCCCUCAAACACUUCCGCAAAUGUGGUUGACAGGGUAACUACACUACCAAUUGAUACCUCUGAUUACGAACCCAGUUUAUUUACACAAGAGCAAAAAAACCCACAAAAUAGUGGAAAAAAUUCAGUUUACGGGUCUGAUUUUAACAGCUCUCCAGGUUCGCCUCAAAUUGCGAAACGCGAGAGAGUAGGCAUUAGUGGAAUCACUGAAAUGGAUUCAUUGCCAAGUUCAAGUAGCGAUUCGAGCGUCGUUAAAGCGGAGUAUAAGCUAAGGAGAGAUAAAUUCCUUGGCCGUGUGGGAAGCGGUAGUACAAAUAGCAAUAACAGCCCUUCUGUGACAAAUUCCGCUGAAAAGGAAGUGCAGAUUAAUUUAGCCCAGGAAUCAACAGAAAACCCCGCCCCUCGCUUAGACUCAAGUCAUCGGUCAGAAUUUGAUAACCCAUUUCCGCUAUCACAAACAGAUGUAUCUUAUUUUAACCCGCCAAUAGAUCUUAAUCAGGAAACAGCCCUCAAAAAUUUCCCAGAAAAUCGAAUUUCAGUACAUUUGGAUGAAAGUGCGCCUGAAAAUUUGCAAAACGCUCGCCCGGAAGAUUUUUUGAAAAAUUCAGAAAUGGACGAAAAUGCGGCAAGGAAACAAGUUGAACACGCUUUGCGCUCGGCAAUGAGUUCGGAAAAUACGAAGUUUGACUACAAGCAGUUCUCUUUGGAUUUGGACUUAGCGGAUAUUCAAAAUGUUCUAAAAGAAAUUGAGCUCAUGAGUCAAGAGCAAGAACAAGAAAAAACUCACGAUUCUUAUUUUGAACUCGCGAGUCAGGCAAAUGAAAAUAAACAAUCGAAUUUUGCUUUUCUGAGUCAAGACCAAAAGAAUAUGUCUGCCAAUUCUCAAUGGGCGAAACACGAACAAAAACAAUUUAGAGCAAAUUUCGAAAGAGUCUCGAAGACAUUUGAAGAAUCGCCGAGCGAGUCAACAAGUCGGUUUUUAUUUGGACGCGGCGGGCCGACUUAUGAGCGAGCCGAGAGCGAACCACAGCAGUGGCUCACUGCGUCGACACGACUUGAAUCCGAGGAAAGUGUCCAAUCAGAAGAAAGCCGAUUAUCCGUCGUGGAUAUUGACAAUUUUAAUCUCAGUUCCAAAGUCGGGGACAAAUUUCUUACACAAUCUUCAAUUUCAAAUAGCUACCUUGACAUUCAAGAGACAAAAAUUUCGAGCAGUACUUCUGCUAUCCAUAUUGCCGAAGAGUUUGAUAACUAUUACGGUAAUAUGUCACCAGGUUACGCAACGAGUGACGUAACAAUCACCGAAACCCAUUUCUCCGACGACGAUUACGCAAUAGAUAACUCCUUGUACGAGUUUGAACACAACGAACCUUACCAAUAUUUUGCGAGUUUUGGAGCUGUUGAAUUCAGCGAACCCAAAAACAGUUUUCAUUCUUUUGAAGUUGAUGAUUAUCAAACGGAACCCAAUCGGAAUGAUCUUGAAGAUGAUGUAUACCCUUGGGUCUUUGGUAACACGGAAAGUGCCGAAGUUCCUAAAAACGACAAUUUCCAGUCUGCUUAUGACCCUCAAAGCUCUAAGAACUUCACAAAUUACCAAACCAUUGAUGAAGAUAUUUCGCCUAGAAUCAAUUCAACUUCUGAUAAUCAGUUAGAAAUGAAUCAAUUGGGUUUUGAAAGAACAGAAUCGCCAAUUUAUGAAAACAUACCAUUCAAGAUGCAAAAUCUAAACCCUGAAAGUAUCAUCAAUAACGAAAAUUGUUUGGAGUCUCCCAACUUCGAGGCAGAAUAUUUUCCCAACUCGUUUGACCAAAAUGAAAAAACUCCAGAUGAUGUUCAUGCUCCAUUCUCUGACGUAAUAUAUGAAGAUAAUUUUUCAAACUACCAAAAUGAUGGGCUCGAAGCUACGGAUGCUGGAAAUAAUAGCGGUCAGAUUUUGAUCUCCGAAGCGCCGCCGGAAUCCGAACUUCAAAGCGAAUUCGACUCUUACCAGGGUGGCAUUCCAAUGCCUGAUGAGUUUGAAGAAAGCUUUUCAAGUGUUUAUUACGGGUCAUCUUCUGAAAAAAACCCAAAUAACAUUCACCCUUCAAUUGGACAGGAUAAUGCGUUUGUUUCCGCUGGGGGAAAUUUCGAUUUCAAAUCGCAGACCGCAGCACAAAGGUGUGUAAUUGGCCUGCAGUCAACUGGGGAUAAAGGAAAAGAAAUUUUGACGGCCACGGAAAAGGGAAAUUAUGGUGACGUGAUUGUGUCUUACGCUUCAACCGAAGUAGCUCCUCCGACUACUUUGCAAAAUGAAACCAAAAAAUAUUUUCAACAACAAAGCAGCUCUCCUAAUUGUAAUUUAUUGAAAGGACUGAAAAAUAUCGAUACAAAAACAGAUGCAACAGCAUUUGAAUUGUCUAAAAGCAGCAGCGGCAGUCAAAUUUAUAACAAUUAUAAUUCGCCGCUCAAUUCUUCUUACCAACAUACCAACAUCGAAACAGCGUCUGAUUUUUAUCUUUCUGAAACUAACAGAGUAGAGAUUUCGGAAGAUAUGAUGUCAGCUAAUUAUUUUCAAAAUGAUACGUGCGAUUCGGGUAUUUCCAACAUUUACGAUUCAUUUACGGACCCAAAAAGCGAGUUAGAAAGUAAUAAUAAUAUUAACCCCGAGCUCUUUUCGUCAGAAGUUGAGCAAAAAAAAUUGGCGGAAAAAUUUGCGAUCGAACAAAGCAAUUUAUUUGACCUUUGGAUGCGAGAGAAAAAAGCAAACGCAAAAAACAAACAAAAUGUCAAUAGUUCUGAAUCGAGUUCGGCCAAGCGAGAAGUAGGAUUACAGACCGGAUUGUCAAUCGAUCAACAAUCGAGUAAAAACGAAGAAAACGUGGCCGAAAAUGUUAAAAUUGAUGACUUGAAAAGGCGCAACUUGAGGUCUUUUGGAACCGAAAUGAGCAUUCAAAUUGACACGAACCAAGCGCAAAACUUGAAAUUGUCGAGCCAGAUUUCGAGUCAAACAAAUAACUCGACCCAUAACGAAAGAAAAUCAUUAACCAACAGGAAUACAAGCCCAUUAAAAAACCCAAAUGUGUGUCAAUGUUGCGCAAAUAAUUUAGACAAAACCACGUCAAAAAUGAACCCGGGCAAAAUAAUUUCGGAAAUACGAGAUUUACCGACGUUUUCGGAGUUUAAUUUGGGCUCGAAUAUCAUAAACAGCGUUUCCCAGUUUGAAAAAGAGCAGCUGAUUAAAAUGCUACAAGCCAGUUCAAUGUAUACAUCGCCUAAGUGUUGCACAAGUAUUAGCGGAAACCCAAGUAAUUUUUCUCUAUCCGAAAUAUCGCAAAAAGAACCGGGAAAUUCUAAUGAUUUCAAAAACUCAAGCAACAAAUCAUCUCUAGAUACUAGCGAAUGUAAUAACUGCAAUCGAGUUAAACUUGACACUCAAUCAUCAUUGUCAAUAUCCGGACCUGAAAUGUACAAGCAUCUUUAUACAUGCAAGGAUCCCGACUGCUCAACUAAGGUUCCCAAAAUUGCCGAGACUUCCCAUUUGAAUCAGCAUCAUCAGUUUGAUUGCCAAUAUACAAACAAUCGGCCAAUUGAACUAAUAACUGGAAGCGAUAAUAUGCAUAAACAGUUAUAUGACAGCAAUGGAAAUAGUUCAUUAACUAAAUGCAAUUUGCGAGAGAUUUAUUCAAACAAAGAGUCGAAAUCCGCAGUCAGUGAAAAACUGGGGGGUAUAAAAGAGUCUAAAAAUGAUGGGAAAAAUGUCCAAAAAGGAAUACAGAUGAUGAAUCUCCCCUUGGAAGCUCUCGGUGGAACAAUGGCGGCUGCGACGGGAUUUGAGGAAUACAAAACUGAGGAAAAAAGCGCGGGGCUUUGUUGCAAGAGCUGUGGCCAAAUGGCCAACGACACACAAAGGCUGUUGUCAGAAAAACUAGCAUUAGAGCGUCUUCUUUUUUCGCCAGAGAAUAGAGGGGAGGCUUUAUCUUGUGAAUUACCUGGGGAAGACCUCGCUUCUAGUGCUGACAAGUUACGUAUUGGAGUAACUAAAAGCAUAAAUAGUAACUCUAAUAUAUACCAUUUUUGUAAUAGUACCAGUGGUGCAACAAAAAAUAAUGCAACAAGAAACAUUAAUAUAGCAACAACAGGGUCUAUUGUAACAUCAAGCAAUAAUGGAACCAGUGUUACAAGAACGUCUUUACUUACCCCAACUGAAUUUUCCCCAUGCCUCCAACCCAUUCAUAACUCAAUUCAAUAUUCGUCUUCAACAGCAACGAGUGAAAUUUUGACGUCAUCAUUUCACAAUUUCUUCACGUCUUAUCUUCUCUCGAACACUAUUUCACCUUUGCUGUCCAAAACAGAGUUGACCGAAAGCACAUCAAAGACUGUAAAUACUACAGAUUCUAAUCUGAGUUCGUUGCCUACGUUUAAAUUCACCUAUGAAGAUAACUUGGCAUCCAAUUUAUCGACUAGAAAAAGCCAAGAGACAUCGGAAAAUUUGCGUUUUAGAAGCUUAUCUUACUUACGAGAUGAGUUAAUAAAUUCUUCAGAGAAUUUAAACCAAGAAGUUGAUGCAAUAACUAACAAAAAUGGAAUUUCUAGCUCGAAUGUAUCUGGAAUUUUUGACCCCAGUAGUAUCGAAACGCCAACACCUGUGGACGUUACAGAAACCCCGCUGCUGGCUAAUCUUGGAAAAGGUUAUCUGGAAUCGAAUCUAUCCAAGUUUGAAUUGAGCCAGAUCCACCAGGAAGCCAUAGAAGCCAGAAGAAAAGAAGAAGAGCUGCAGAAAUUGGAAUCGAGACGUCUCAAUGACAUCCUCGAAUUGUGUUCUUCCAUAUCCUCACGACCUUCCUCGUCAACGUCAAUCUUAGACGUUAAAUACUCGACCAAACCUGAUGUUGACAAAUUCGAUCGACGCAACAUCACCAGCAGAGAUAAUAGAACCAGUCCUGUAGGCUCUACUGGCGAAAGCAGUGCCAACAGCAGUGCAGGAUCUCACACCGUGAAAAACUUACAGCAGCACCCUUCAAGCGUGAACAGCUUACAACAGCACCCUUCAAGCGUGAACAGCGUACAACAGCACCCUUCAAGCGUGAACAGUGUACAACAGCACCCUUCAAGCGUGAGAACAUCACAACAGUACCAUUUAAAUGUGAACAAACACUACCAAAUACCGCAACAGAAGAAUAGGAAUAGUAACCUUCUACAAGAAAUAACAGAGGGUGGGGACUGUUUCGACUUAGAGGAUUUGGACUCGAUUAGAUUGAAUGAUAUGUACAAACAGAGAUCGAGAAACCACAGCUCACUAGAGAGAAGAAAUUAUGCUUCUAGUUCAUCGUCUAAUUUCCAGAAGCAUUCAUCCGUACGCCAAAACCACCCCCACCCGCGACCUCAUUCCUCGACGGGAACCAGACACCCUACCCCCUCCUCCCCAUCUCUGCAACCCCAUAAUAACUUCACAACUCGCAGAGGGGCCAUGCAAACGCAAGAGGGUCACCACAGUUCAUCACAGCAGGAGAGACUCAAUAGUGGUGGGGGGAAUUUGGGUCAAAUGCAGAGAAAAUUAGAACUAUUGCAAUCUGGAUUUGACAGUUGUACUAAACAGUCAGUUGCGGAGCUGCAGUGGUUGAAUACGAAGUAUGAGAGGGAACUGGCAGAUGCUCAGAAGGAGAGGGAGUGUCUGAAACAAGUGACUCAUAAAAAAGACAUGUCAGAGACAUCUGUCACAAAACUAUACAACCAGGAAUUGCAGAACGUGAGCAGUAUGGCUCACACGAUAGAGUUACUGAAGGCACAGCACCAGAUCACAGGCCAGCAGAUAGAAGUGUGUCCAGAAGCCCACAGGGAACAGUGGCUCAUACAAUACGCGAGUGAGGCCAACCAACUAGCCCAGUGUCUGAAAAACUUUGAAGCUCUGCAGCUACGGGUGAACAAACUAGCUGAAGAAGCCUCCCGGUCCAUUUCCGUGUCAAUAUCCUCGUCCACAGCCUCGUCCCACCCCCUAAAUUCUUCCCAGCAACCCGGACAGGAGUUUCAUGCAACGGCUUCAUACCAACAGCUAGCUAAUGAUGAACAAGUUCUGGCCGAGAAAGUUAGAGCCAAAGCGGUCUUCAUAGACAGCUUGGAAACCAAGAUGAAGAAAUUAGAUCUGCAGAUAGAAAGUGACCGAAGGCAGUUCGAAGCAGAGAAGCAAAAUCUACUGAAUCACAUACAAAUGCUCGAAACUGGACACAACACUAAUGAGUUCGACCAAUCCUUGUUGUCAAAUACUCAAAGCUCUCCUUUCGAACUCGGAUCUCGAUUGUCUCAAAUUCAUACACAAGGAAGAUCCAAUUCGGCGCUCGGUCAUUCGUUACCUUUAAAUCCGAGACUGCUUUCGCCGUCGCCCCCAGACAACAUUCAUACUCGUCGGAAAACGAGAGACACAUCGUCGCGCCAUAACAGAAACAUUUCACAACCAGGGUUCUAUGAUUCAAUGCGCAAUACGCCGACAAAUUUUAUCGAAAGCUCCUCCGACAAUCCGUUUUUCUAUACAAAUACUCGUCUAAUUGAUCCUAAAAUUCCAUUUAUCGGAUCCAAAGCUAACGUAUCACACGAAAACACAAAAUCUAUCCAUGAAUCUUUUGCGAAUACCUCUCGGAGUUUUCCAGUCGAAGUAAUAAACGUCAGCUCAUCAAGAACUACUGAAAUGCCAGACUAUCAACUUAUACGCGACAAUCCAAACUUAAACACAGCUUUAGGAGUCUUUAACACAAGUUCAAAUCCAGGUGUACUAAGUGCAGCAGAUUACGCUAGACCUAACUAUCAGUCGCACAGCGCAACUGCUUCUCCUGUACCUUCAAGGACCAACCGUCCUAUUCGGCCAAUCGCGAGCAGCUUAGGGAUGAAGAUACCGAAUUCAUCAAUGCAUACACCAGCGAGAUCAAGUUUUGCAAACUUGGGACCCACGAAUCACGGCAUGUCGGUAUCUCCUCUGCCUCAGAAUAUUGGAUCCCAAAAAAUGCAUCCAGCAUCCUUAGGACCAUUGAAUCCAAAUAGCAUAACAUCACAGAGGCCACUAGCCAAGACCCAUAUAUCUAGCGUUCAGCAACAAGUGACUGGCCUGCAGAUCCCAGGGUUCCUGCAGUCUUCGCAGCUUGGGAACCUUGUCUCUGGGGUUCCAAAUAUUGCAGGGAUCCCUGGUGUUGUCGGAGUGCAAAAUAUAACGGGAUACCAAAAUAUUCCUGGAGCCCUAAAUUCUAGCGGAUUGCAGAACGCUUCAGGACUCCAUCGAAAUAUUUCCAGUUUACCCAAUCAAACAAUCGGUUUUGUGGCCCCACAUCAGCAAGCAUCAGCAAAUUUUCCAUUGACCAAUCAACGAGGAGUAAUUCAACCAGUUUUGACCAAUCAUAGUUCCGUGUCAAAGUCAUCGCAGUUAUAUGAACAGGUAUUUCCGGCGUCAAGAACUUCGGUGCCCGUGAACAGAUUGUCUGGAUUGUUGAUUCCUGCUUCCAACUUCCAAACAAACUCUGAUUUAAGACAGGCUUCAAGUGCUGCAUUCUAUCAAGAUUCGCAGAAGAGAUUUUGAGGGUGCUCUUACGAAAACUGACACUAAAACAAGGAACUCUAGAGCAUCAAAAACUCAUCAAGGAUUGUUUCGAAUUGAAGAGAACGAAAACGAACAAAAAUAUAGUCACAAUCAACAAAUUUAGAAUUCUGUAAAUGAUAACUGUAUUAAUCUGCUUUUGUUUCUAUUCAACAAAGCAAAUUACUGUAGAUUUUGGUUAUUGUAAAUUUUGAUCCGCAAUCGAGACGCUUCAGCGUUGGUGCUAUCGGUUAUAAUCUUUA
Molecule: messenger RNA, 11031 nt
Organism: Symsagittifera roscoffensis
Lineage: Eukaryota; Metazoa; Xenacoelomorpha; Acoela; Convolutidae
Exons: 15
Coding region: 1175-10771 (3198 amino acids)
Source: RefSeq, a predicted model, not a curated record